GCCAUUUUGCUAGCGAUAUUUCGGCGCUCGGCCAUUUUUGUUGCGUCGACGUCAAGUGUGGCCAGAGGCCUUUCAUCGUAGCCAGUAUUCGAAUUUCCUUUGUACCGAAUUAUCGACAGGCAGAAACUGUAAUUCUAAAUACUUGACUUAGUCGACAAGUUUCGUUUUUAGCUCAUCAAGAAACGGAAGGAAAGAGAAAAGGAACGAACAAUUGAAAUUUUUUGCUUAGUGAUUGCCUAGGUGAGAAAUAGCUAAAGAGCUUCUGCGGCAGAGCUACGAAAAAUACGCACCGAGGCGGAGUAAUAUGAGUAAUGCAGCCAACCAGAAUGGAUCAGGUCUAGAGCAGCAGUUAGCUGGUCUGGACUUGCAGGGCUCCCGCCAACCAAGUGGGGGUCGCUACGUAGCACCGCAUUUGCGAAAUAAGUCUGGAAGCAACGCGCCUUCUGGCGGUGAUCACCAUUUUUCUUCCAACUCAAGACCAUAUUCCGAUAGAGAUAGAGGAAGAGAUCGCGAUCGUGAAAGGGAAAGGGAUAGAGAUCGUGAUAGGGGAAGAGGUGGUUCAGCCUACAGAGAUACACGCUCUCGUGAUGUCGACUUUGGAAAUUUCGGGAAUUUUGGUGGGCGCAACAGACGUAGUGCCAAUCAAGAAAAUGGAAGAGAUUAUAGAUAUGCCAAUUCUGACCGAGAGCGAGAUCGUCAAAUUAAUUCUGGAAAUGACCGUUGGCAGGAUCAACCUAGAAACGAUCGCUGGCAAGAGAGCAGAAACGAUCACAGAAUGGGUGGUAGAUGGAAGGACGAUAGAGAGGGAGGUAGAACAAACUCUGAAAUCGACUGGACAAUUCCCACUUCAAGAGACGAGCGAUUGGAGGUGGAGCUGUUUGGUAGUGGCAAUACUGGCAUUAACUUUAGUAAAUAUGAGGAUAUCCCAGUUGAGGCUACUGGGGAUAACAUACCUCCACAUAUCACAUCUUUUGACGAAGUUAAGCUGACGGAGAUAAUAAAGAAUAGCAUUACUUUGGCUGGUUAUGAUAAACCCACGCCAGUACAGAAAUAUGCGAUACCGAUUAUUAUCGGGCGCCGUGAUGUUAUGGCCUGUGCCCAAACGGGGUCUGGUAAAACAGCGGCCUUUUUAGUGCCAAUAUUAAAUCAGAUUUAUGAAAGCGGGCCACGUGCACCUCCAGCCAACACUUCUGGAAAGCGUAAACAUUUCCCUCUUGGUCUGGUACUAGCACCUACUAGAGAGCUUGCUACGCAAAUAUAUGACGAGGCGCGGAAAUUCGCAUAUAGAUCACGUAUGCGUCCUGCUGUUGUUUAUGGUGGUUCGAACAUUGUAGAUCAAAUGCGAGAAUUAGAUCGCGGUUGUCAUCUUCUUGUUGCAACACCUGGUCGCCUUGUAGAUAUGUUAGGGCGAGGUAAAAUUGGGUUGCAUAAUUGUCGAUAUUUAGUAUUGGACGAAGCAGACCGUAUGUUGGAUAUGGGUUUCGAGCCACAAAUAAGACGUAUAGUCCAGGAGGACACAAUGCCUCCUACUGGGGAAAGGCAGACACUUAUGUUUUCAGCUACGUUUCCGAAAGAAAUUCAAAUGUUAGCAAGAGACUUCCUCAGUAACUAUAUCUUUUUAGCUGUAGGCCGUGUUGGUUCUACAUCUGAAAAUAUUACUCAGAAAAUUGUAUGGGUGGAAGAACAUGAUAAGCGUUCUUAUUUGCUUGACCUUCUUCAAGCUGGCAACUACUCAGAUUCUUCUGCUGAGUCAUUGACUCUAGUAUUUGUGGAAACAAAGAAAGGUGCAGAUAUGUUGGAAGAAUAUUUACAUCAUAUGGGAUAUCCGGUGACUAGCAUUCACGGUGAUCGAACACAACGUGAACGAGAAGAAGCUUUGCGUCGCUUCCGAGCUGGUAAAGCGCCGAUACUUGUUGCUACCGCCGUUGCUGCCCGUGGGCUUGAUAUUCCACACGUGAAGCACGUAAUCAACUUCGAUUUACCGGGAGAUGUUGAAGAAUACGUUCAUCGAAUUGGCCGUACUGGUCGUAUGGGAAAUUUAGGUUUAGCAACGUCAUUCUUCAACAGCAAGAAUAUUAACUUGGUGCGCGAUUUGGUAUCUCUUCUGAUUGAAGCUAAUCAGGAACUUCCUCCUUGGUUAGACGAUAUGUUCUCUGAAGCGAGAUAUUCUGGAGGUGGAUCUCGUCGGGCUGGGAGUACCAAAGGCCGAUUUAGCGGUGGGUUUGGUGCUAGAGAUUAUCGUCAAACACCAAGUUCCGGAUCUGCCCGUAAUAAUGGUUCCUCCAAUAGGCCUGGCAGUUACGGAGGAAGUUAUGGCAAUUACGGAGGUAACUAUAACAGCCCGUAUAAUAGUUCUGCUAACAAUGUCAGCGGUAAUGAUCCUGAUUGGUGGGACAAGUAAAAAUCAUUAUCGCCAUUUCUAUUUUCACUUUUACCAUUAUUACUAUCUGUACACGUAAAUUCAAAUAUAUGUAAGAAAGACACGUACGACAUACACAUCGGGUACAACACGCACGUAUUUGCGCGCGUAUACGUAUACACAAGAAAAGACAGUAUCACGUAUAAACAAAUCACAUUCGCUGACUGCCUGUGCACUACAAUUUUCAAACUAAAAAGAAAAAAGAUAAUUGUGUUUAUUCAAUUCCAUAAAUACUUUUAUUCGCGUGCGACGAAACACGAUUGACAAAUCCAGAAUGCAAUCUUCAGCAUUAGGAACUGUGAAAGGAAUUCAUCAUACGAUACCAAAAAGACGAUGAAUUCGUUUCGAAGGGAAUGAGUUAUCAGGAUUUGUCAGCUAUUGGAGAGAAAUGUAGGAUCCAUCCAAAGUUUCGUUGCCGUGCGUGUUGAACAACACAAAUAGUAUAUCGAUUAACGAAUCAAAUCGAACAGUCGUUAAUGCCUAGCUACGGUAUAACGAUGCGACGCGUAGUAGGUGAGAAGAAACUUAGUGAAAUUUUUUAGAACUCCUGUCGAGACUAUGGGGCUCAUUGUGGCUUCAUUAUUAAAAUUUUUGAAGGACGUGGUGGGCGUAUCUUCGAGAAUCGUGUGGCGUCUAGAUUCGUGUAAUCAUAGAGCUUUAAAUGCACAAGUGCUUUAUUAUUCUCGCCUGAAUGGCCAGUACCUUGUGUAAUUUAAUUUAAUACCAGUGGCGCCAUUUUCCUUCUUACUUCGUUUUUAACGCAUCUAUAUUUGACUAGGCGCCUACGAUACGCCAUAUCGCCAUCGCCAUAGGUUUCGUCACGAUUCCUGUUUUAAAUUUACUAUAGUCCAGCGACGAAUGGUACUUUGUUGUUUUGCCGUCCCCAGACACAGACGACGUUGCGCCGGCGAUAUCAUGGUUUAAUCGACUAAAUCGCGUUAAGUGUUCAGUAGUCGAGAGCUUUGAUGUUAUGAAAAGGACACACAGGCUACGUCUUAAGGUACUUUUAGAAAUCUCGUUUAUAUUUCUGUCACGUCCUGUUAAUAUAUAAGUAAGUUUAAAAGUCUGAUGCUGUAAACUUCUUGCUUCUGUAACUCUUUUGAUUCAAAGAGUUAUUUUAUUUAAAAGUUGGGUCAUUGUAUUUAGAGUAGGCUGAACAUUUUCAGCAAACGUCAGGUAUAUUUGUACCUGAAUUUUAACAUACUCUAAUUAGAAUUUCUAAACGUAACAAAGACGUUGUCCUGUAAAAUUGGUACGGUGGUCAAAAUCUUAGAUCGCAAUACUGAAUGCGAGUGCUCUAGAACGAGAAAGCUCACACACACACACACAAAAAAAAAAGAGAAAAAAGAAAAAGAACACAAAAAAGAAAAAACGGGUAAAAAUAUACGGUUGCAGUUACAGAAGGGAACUUCAAAAGAGAUAAGAACAAAGAACAAAAAUACAUUACGUUGUUUGUUGGCUCAACCUUGCAAGACAAAAGGGGGUAAAAAAGGAAGAAAAAUAUACAAAAAGCAGGCCCUUUGAAAAUAAGGAUGCAUAAAGGCGCACUCAUAUUUUAUAACUGUAUUUAUCAGUACGCUAUAUAUAUAUAUAUAUAUACAUACUAAGUAAUAUUCGUAAAUACAUAAACAUUAAAAUAAUUGAAAAACGACUGUGAUACCGAACGAUCUUGUGACAUUCAAUUUCCAUGCUAAUUGAUAAAUGAACAAUUUAACGAAAUACAAAUAUUAAAUGUAUGAAUUAAUCGGCAUUGAAUGUCCGGAAAGCACGAGCUCAGUUGUUUGAGCAGAGAAUGGAAAUAUUAAGUCGUUAAAAGUGAAUAGAACAUCAAGAACAACGUGGCUGUUGUCCGAUCGGGGAGGGCUGAACGCUAGCCUCUUACAGUCCUAAAAACACGUUUUUGGGGCAUUGUUUCUACUUAAAAUAAACGCGCAUUAAUAAUAGAUAAUAACGGCGGAACGCGUCAUUACUGAUUGAUGAUGUUGGUAGGGCUUUAUAGAAUGUCGAUAUCUUUUGUGCAAACAUGUCGGAUUCUUACCUAAUCUAUGUGAGAAAAAGUACAAAUUCAAUUUGUGUGACAACUGACAGGAUUUUUAGACAUGUCAUACUUAUACCUGUUAUAUUAAUAGAUUUAUAGUGCAAUCGCGUGCGUGAAUCGUAUGCCGUGUGACAGUGGACCAAGGUGUGAAUGCCUCUUUGACGGGGAAUAAUUAUUUCAACUAGAACUUUCAAAUAGUGUUAUACGAAUAAUAUUGUUGGCUUCCGACCACCAUUGAUGCGCGUGGUUUCAAAUUCUAAUAUGAUUGAUUUAUCGUCGAGUCCGUUUAUCAACUCGGAGGCCCUGCCAAGAACAUUACAAGAAGAAUUCACAAUGAAAAGUGAUCGGUCACUUUUCUGUUAAUAUAGUGUACAAUUUUACGGCACAAUUGUUCAGUUAGACCUUAGUCUAUUUAAGAGAUAGUAGAUCAUGCCGUAAUAUUACUAUUAUUACUAUCACUAGUACCACUAUCGCUAUUGUUCGUAUUGUUUUUAUUAUUAUUAUUAUUAUUAUUAUUAAUAUUAUUAUUAUUAUUAUUAUCAUCAUCAUCAUCAUUAUUACUAUUAUUAUUAUUACUAUUAUUAUUACUAUUAUUAUUAUUAUUAUUAUUAUUAUUAUUAUUAUUAUUAUUAUUAUUAUUACUACUACUACUAUUUCAUCUCCUUUCGAUAAAAAUAUUUACGUAUGAUUUCGUAGGUGGUACUAUAUGCGCAAACUUUGCAUAACGGCUUUGCUGUAUUGCGUUGCGUUAUUUUACUGCGAUAGGUGAAAACAAGCAAAAAAAGAAAAAAAAAGAAAAUAGGUGACUUUUGGACACUAUUAUCCCGAAUUUUUCCUUUCGCAUAUUUAUAUAUCUUUCUUCCUCUCCUCUCCUUUCUUCGCGAGAUUCGUAAUCGAUAAAAACCCGCGAUCGUCUCUGACAGUGUUCCUGUUGUAGACAGACCUCCCGUUGAAAUUUCCAUAGCUAUGUAUAUGAAAUCGGAGAAAUUCUGGAUUCUAUCGUCCAAUCGUUCACUCAGGCAACGAAUACAUAUGAUGUGUCAGUGUAAGUUAUUAGUCUUGUGCAGUUGGAAGUAAUAUGUUCAUUUACGAAUAAUGUGGUGGACAGAGAUUAUGCAAGUAACAACUAUACACGAAAGUAUUUUCAUACUUGUUUCUCUCCUAGUUAUAACGCUAUUUUUAUACAUAACAGAGUGAUGUUGACCGCCGAGCAAUCACAAUGUCAUUAAUUCCAUGUGUACUAUUAUCUUUUUUUUUUCCUCUUUCCUUUCGUAUAUUGUGAACCAACAGGUGUUCGAGUAUCGUGAUCGAAUCUAAACGAUGUGUAGCUAUUGUCGUAUGUUUCAUAUUUAAAACAAAAAAAAAAAAACAAAUAUUGAUAAAUAUAUUUGUGCGAUAGUCAGAUGUCCACCGUUUCGUAACUGGUAAAUGUAUAAAUUCAAGCACGGUAUUAUGAUUUAGGACGUAUUAGCAUCUUUAGAGGAAAUAGGAAAGUGGUAUAAUAAACGAGACUAUUUAUUAA
Messenger RNA from Bombus huntii, 5979 nucleotides. It is a transcript of the gene bel, whose product is annotated as putative ATP-dependent RNA helicase Pl10. Lineage: Eukaryota; Metazoa; Arthropoda; Insecta; Hymenoptera; Apidae. Gene Ontology annotation, cellular component: P granule; nucleus. Bases 305 to 2401 code for a protein of 698 amino acids. The transcript is spliced from 8 exons. Gene Ontology annotation, molecular function: ATP binding; RNA helicase activity; RNA binding. The record is from RefSeq and is a predicted model, not a curated record. Gene Ontology annotation, biological process: cell differentiation; gamete generation.